UUGUCCCUCUAAACAUGGCGGAGUCCGAACCAGCGGCAGAGGCGAGCAGCAGCAGCAUCCCGGAUUAUGAAUAUGUGAACGUGAACACCACAGCCUUCCACAUCGGCUCCUUCAGGGAGGAGUGGCUGAAAAGGCUGAAACCUGAGCAAAUCUCCUUCCAGCAGAAAGAUCAGGACACGUUUGAAGCUAACUUUGCUGCUGAGAUGGGUUUAGAAGAGGAAACGAUGGCUGAACUCCGAUCCGUCUGCAGCGUGGACUCGCUUCGUUGCUACUCUGAAGAUCAGCAGCCCGACCCAGAAGUCUUACCUUCAGAACCGACCCUGAAAACUCUCAUAUACAGAAAAAAGAAGCAAAGACGCUCAUCAUCUUAUAGAGGAGGCCAAAACAGACAUGAGCUCUACGCCGGUGAACUGGACCGUCAAACUAUUGGAAGGGCACCAGAGUCAGAGGCUGACAUGGUCCCCGAGGGGGAGCUCAUCCUUUCCAUUAACAUCUACUUCCCUGUGAACUUUGAUAAAUUUAACUACAUGCGACCUCAUGUGACGCUGCUGAUGAGAGGCUCCCAAACCCUGGCCGAGCUCCGAGACGCCAUCUUCUGCGUCAGCGACCUGCAGGUGUGCGGCGAGUUUAGCAACACGCCAGACUUGGCUCCGGACUUCAUCUGCAAGGACCUUUUCAGAUCAGCCUUCUUUUUCUUCGAGGGAGUUUUCUACGACGACAUGCGGCAUCCUGACUGCCAGGACAUCAGCAG
Molecule: messenger RNA, 751 nt
Organism: Cyprinodon variegatus (sheepshead minnow)
Lineage: Eukaryota; Metazoa; Chordata; Actinopteri; Cyprinodontiformes; Cyprinodontidae
Product: snRNA-activating protein complex subunit 3-like
Exons: 6
Biological process (GO): snRNA transcription by RNA polymerase III; snRNA transcription by RNA polymerase II
Cellular component (GO): snRNA-activating protein complex
Molecular function (GO): core promoter sequence-specific DNA binding; RNA polymerase III type 3 promoter sequence-specific DNA binding; RNA polymerase II cis-regulatory region sequence-specific DNA binding
Source: RefSeq, a predicted model, not a curated record